AUAUCGUUUAAGAAUCCGAUCGUCGAUAGGACCGAGCGAGGGAAAGGAAUGGCUCCGAUAGCAGUUGGAGAUACUAUUCCCGAUGGAACUCUACCUUGGUUUGAUGAGAAUGAUCAGAUCCAGCAGCUAUCGAUUCACACACUCGCCGCUGGCAAGAAGAUCGUCCUCAUAGGUGUUCCCGGCGCCUUCACCCCCACCUGCAGCAUGCAGCAUGUGCCCAGUUUCAUCACCAGUGCCGAGGAAUUAAAGUCGAAGGGUAUCGAUGAGAUCCUUGUUAUUAGCGUCAAUGAUCCGUUUGUGCUGAAGGCCUGGGCAAAGACUUACACGGAUAACAAGCACGUGAAGUUCCUCGCCGAUGGCUCUGCAAACUACACAAAGGCCCUCGGCCUGGAGCUGGAUCUGAGCGAGAGAGGGCUCGGACUGCGCUCUCGCAGGUACGCAAUCCUGGUGGAAGAUCUCAAGGUGAAGGUGGCCAACAUUGAGGAGGGUGGGGCUUUCACCGUCUCCGGUGCCCAUGAGAUCCUCAAGUCUCUGUGAUGAUAAAACUGCUGCUCUUUUUGAGAGUAAGAACGUGGUGGUGUGCGUUUUUCUAUUCCGUCCGUCUGAAUAAAAGUGCUUUCUAGUUUGUCUGUUUGUUUUGUCAAGUGUUUCUGGGUUGUGGUUAGGAGGGAGAACGCAGUUAUAAAAUUUAGUUCUUCAGUGUUUAUUGGUAGAAA
Messenger RNA from Dendrobium catenatum, 716 nucleotides. Its product is annotated as peroxiredoxin-2C. The coding region runs from base 49 to 537 and encodes 162 amino acids. Gene Ontology annotation, biological process: cell redox homeostasis; hydrogen peroxide catabolic process; cellular response to oxidative stress. Gene Ontology annotation, cellular component: cytoplasm. Lineage: Eukaryota; Viridiplantae; Streptophyta; Magnoliopsida; Asparagales; Orchidaceae. The record is from RefSeq and is a predicted model, not a curated record. Gene Ontology annotation, molecular function: thioredoxin peroxidase activity. The transcript has 3 exons.